Molecule: messenger RNA, 546 nt
Organism: Hydatigera taeniaeformis
Lineage: Eukaryota; Metazoa; Platyhelminthes; Cestoda; Cyclophyllidea; Taeniidae
Source: the annotation of a GenBank genome assembly
AUGGAGUACUUGGAAGGUGGUGUAAACCUAUAUGCUGACAAUGCGCUCGAUGAUACAGAGCUCGACGAAACAGAAUCGUCUGAGAGAAUCCUGGAAAUAAUGUUUCAGCAUUGGAAGGAAGAGGAAAUCCAACAGGAUACACUCGAUAUGGUUUUAAAAAUAAUGGCAUAUUCCCAGCUGAUAGAAUUCUUCUACUCUGACAAGGGCUCAGAAAGGACACUUGAUGAAUGUAUUUUGUCAUCCCUCAUCAAUCCAGCUCUCUUUCAAACUCAAGAAAUUCAAUAUACCUGGAAACCAAGACUUAAGAUAGCAUUGGAACUGGACCGUUUGGGGGUUGCGAUAGAGAAGAUUUUGGAUGGCGCAAAGUGGACACCCAAAGAAAUGGCGCCUUUUGUAAAGAGCUCAUUUCUGAAAAAUAAAGUGGACUUUCUACGGAUGUUUGCUGAUGUUGGCUUUGAAAUUCAUGAGUUUGCUACUGCCAAGGCAGUGGAGGAACUAUACUCGGUUGAGGCCCAUCGAAACGUAUGUUCCGCCACAGUCUCUUAA